AUGCAGCUCAUGGUCCUUGCUGGCCUUGUCUUGGCAAUUCUUGGAGGCACCAAGGUCUUUGACGGCGAUCCAAACACAGUCAGCAACGGCCUCACCUACUCAAGAGCGGCGGUGAUCAUAUUUCUGGCUGUGCUCGCCGCUGAAGCAGGCAUCAACCUCUACCUUCUCAGCAACAGACGUCAAAUUCUUCUUGGAGAAAUAUGGUUGGCCUGGGCAGGACUGGCUGUCACCCCGUUUUUCUUGGUGCGCAUCAUAUACUCGAUCAUCUGUGCCUUUGAAUCGGGGCAUUCUUCUGUUUUCAACUACGUGGGCACGGGAAACUCGGCGGUCAUUGUUCAGGGUAUCAUGUUCGUUUUGAUGGAGUUCAUUGUUGUGUCCAUCUGGAUUGUUGCUGGGAUGUAUACACCAAAAGUUCCGAAAGAGCUCCUAUAUUAG
This is a messenger RNA of Capronia coronata CBS 617.96, 435 nucleotides long. RefSeq lists its product as uncharacterized. Bases 1 to 435 code for a protein of 144 amino acids. The record is from RefSeq and is a predicted model, not a curated record. The transcript has a single exon. NCBI's taxonomy places the organism in Eukaryota, Fungi, Ascomycota, Eurotiomycetes, Chaetothyriales, Herpotrichiellaceae.